This is a messenger RNA of Drosophila innubila, 2110 nucleotides long. RefSeq lists its product as uncharacterized. Gene Ontology annotation, cellular component: plasma membrane. NCBI's taxonomy places the organism in Eukaryota, Metazoa, Arthropoda, Insecta, Diptera, Drosophilidae. Gene Ontology annotation, biological process: protein processing. Gene Ontology annotation, molecular function: metalloendopeptidase activity. The transcript has a single exon. The record is from RefSeq and is a predicted model, not a curated record. Bases 118 to 2043 code for a protein of 641 amino acids.
GAACGUCACAAUCUCGUCCAGCUUGAAAGCUUAUCAGCUGCUAAAGCUGUCUACAACUUAGAAGACCCAGAAAUUGUAAGCUUAGCGCAGUUUUCGCGGAACAAAACAAACGAACGGAUGAGGAAAAUACGCUGGCAAUGGCAGCUGCCAAUGCUGUUAAUAGUCAUUCAACUGGCCAGAUCCGAGGAGAGUAAUGAUAACUCCGAUUCGGGACGUUUCUUUACCCACAUCUAUAAACGGAAUCUGAAGCAGCUGGUGGAACUGAGAAAUACAAGUGUAGAACCAUGUGAGGAUUUCUAUACUCAUGCGUGUGGCAAUUUUGAUCAGUAUAUGGAAACAGCUGACGACGAUGAUGCACUGCCUCCGUAUUUGUACAACAAACAGGAUCGCAUGGAAUUCUUUCAAACACAACAUGUCAACUUUCAAACGUUGCCGGGCAAACUCUUAUCACAGCUUUACGGGGAGUGUAAGGCGCAAGAGAUGAGCACGCGGUCAAGAGGAGCACACUGGGAGCGCUUGCGGCAACAGCUGCCCUUUCUGGCCGAGCAUGAGGAGGUGCUCUCGUCCUGGCCCUUUUUGCGUCAUCAAUGGCAACGAAAGCAGCUGGACGAGCAGCUCAAUUGGAUUCAGUUGGCGGCACAGCUGACGACACAUGGAGUGCCCACCUUGUUGCACAUUUACUUUGCCCAGGAGACCAUCUAUGUGGCCCCAAUGCCGGAGUUGCUUUGUCCCAGUCUGCAGGGAUUCCAGGAGAGCAUGUCGGAGAUGUUGCACGGACGACAUCCGCAGGUGGCACACAUUGUGGCACACGAGAUGCGGGUGCUGUGUCGUGGCAUGCGUGGCGAAUUGCCACUGGCCAACAGUUUGAGUAGGAGUCGAAGUCAGUUCACGUCAAAUGCUAGCCAGGAGCAGCUGGAGCUGGAUGACAAUACAAUUGAUUAUUUUCAGCAUUUCUUUGCGCUGUUGAACUUCACGGAGCAGCAGCUCACAACGGCACGCAAGUUGCCGCUGGAUGUGGCAAGCAUAACACAAACGUGGCAGGUGCUGCGCCACACGGAACCACGCAUCGUCUACAACUAUGUGAUGUGGCUGGCACAGCAGCAGCUGCUCUACGAGGAUUGCUUUCAGCUGGCCCAGGAAUUCGAGCGGUUGUUGCACGUCGAAUACUGGCAGUGGCAUGUCCUUGCCCCACAAUUGAGCCGAGACGUUGGCCUCGCCUUGUAUCAGCUGCACACCACACGCUUCCAGCAGCGCAGACGCUCCACGUUGAGUCGUCGGGAUUGGUAUGGUUAUCUAAUGCCGGCGGCUGUGGAGCGCCAGGAGUUGCAAGUGGCACGUCUGUUGCAUGCGCAUGCCCAGCAUUAUCUCAAUCUCACCGAGCAUGAGUUGCAUCUGCAGCAGUUGCAGUUUGUUUCGGGUGAUUUCUACGGUAAUCUUCUCCAGCUGCGACGUGCGCAACUGCGUCAUAGUUUCGAGUCGCCCUACGUGGAUGAGGAGGAUGAGCGUUCGCCUGCAUACUUUCUGCGGCAUUUUCUGCACUUUAUCAUCCUGUCGCUGCAUCGUCCCAUGUAUCAUUAUUAUGCCAGCCAGGGUUUGGAGCUGUGGCGUCAGUCUCGUCUGCUGCAGGACACAGAUGGCUACUACACCGCCUUGGAUUGCCUGGAGCGGCAAUCGCAGCAGUUCAAUGAUCCCCAACAGCCCUCCAUCUAUCGUCCACUCAGCUCCCAUAUGGUGGCAAAUGUUUUUCACUUUCAUCGCUCGUUCCAAGCUGCUUUAUGGGAUUACAAAUUCUGGUUGCAGGGCGAACGUUUCGUCUUUGCCGAACAGAUUGUUCUAAAUUUCUUCGGAUUGGAUGAGCAUCGUGUGCUCUUCUAUGCGGUGGCCCAACAGCUCUGCAAUCGCCACACGGAGAUUUAUGCAGCGCAACUGAAUCGUGGCUAUAUGAAUCUGCCCGAGUUCCAAACGGCCUUCAACUGUGAGGCGGAUGCAGCCAUGAAUCCACCCGCCAAGUGCAUGAUCAACAGAUGUGAAUCAAGUCCAUAAUGUAACCCCUUAUUAAUUGUAGAAUAAUUAUAUUUUAAUAAAUUCAAAAUCAACAGAUGUGAUUUAA